GAUCACUAAAAACAUGGAGGUUUGGUGGACCUGACAGUAAACGUCUACCACUGUAGUUGUCUUAUUUGUAAAUUGUAACCUAUUAAUUUUGUCUAAUAUAUAGUAAGCCAUUAACUAUUGCGAAGUUCACGAUACUCGUUCGCUUUUCUUAAAAAUAUUUAAACGCCUAGCGCAUUUGUCACAAUUGUACAAUGGAUGAGUACGACGAACCUUCGGACGUUGAGAUGGUGCCUAUCGAGGAAAUAGAUAGAGUCAGAACAAUUUCAGCAACAGACUUGCAAAAUCAAAUGCAAACAUUAGACAGCCAAUAUGAAAAAUCUGUGAACACAUUUACAACGGGUAUAGAUAUAUUCAGUGAAGAGGAGAAAUUGAAGAUGGAAGAACGAGCGAAACGUUUUGGUUUAUUGGAGAAAGUCGAAAAAUCGCCAAAUCGAGAAGAGAAUUUAUAUAGCAGUAUGGGCAUCACGGAUGAUGGCGAGAAUGCAAAGAAUGCCAGAUUGAAUGUAAUCCAUAUGAGAGGAACAGAGGAUAUGAGUAGCAAAGAUGUAUUUAAAUAUUUCCAAGAUUAUGCUCCGAUGUCUAUCGAAUGGAUCAAUGAUGUUUCAUGUAACGUAGUUUGGUUUGACAAUUUAUCAGCAGCUAGAGCUAUGCUGGGAUUAUCCAAAAAAAUUGUAGGUAGUGUUGUUAAAUGUUCAGAUCGAGAAAACAAUUCUGAAAAUAGGAAAGACAGUGAAGUGACGGUUCAUGCAGAAAAUGAGUCUGUUGAUGUAGAUAAGGAUGGAAAGAAAGAAAAUUGUGUAAACAUUAAAGACAUCGAUUAUCCAUUACCUCCAGGUAUAUGGAGAAAGGGAGUGGAUUAUCCAAAGUCUAAAGGAAUCUUUCUAAGAUUUGCUACCAGGAUGGAUAAAAAGCCUGCCAAUGCAGAAAAGAGGAGUGAAUACUACAAAAAGUAUGGAAAUCCCAACUUUGGAGGUCUUAAAGGAAUUCUAACAGAGUCCCGUAAGCGUAUGUACAAGCAGAUCCAACAAAAUAAGCAUAUGUCAGGCGAAGAUGAUGAUCGAAACAAAACGAAAAAUCCAUGGGGCGCUUUGUCCGAAACAUGGGGUUUGAAUGAUGUUGUGGAAGAUGACUUUCUUCCAAAGAAUGGCGUUAAAGAACAAGUACGUGGUAUAAAGGAGAGAUUGGGUAUCAAAUGUAAGGACAAAGAUGUGGUACGAACGGAAGACUUGGGAGAGACUAGUUCAGGUAGCGAUAGUGACGAGAAUUGGUGUAAGCGGAGUAAAAUUCCCCGUAUGCGAAUGCACGCCGACGACGAGGAGGAGAAAUUACAAAAGCGACGGGCCAAACUCCGAUAUCAAAUGGUUCUCAACAAUCUAAAUAACAGUGGUGACUUACGAUCGAAAUUGGGAAGAUCAAAAACGAAAGCGCAGUUCCAUGAUCCCAUUCAAGUAGUGGUCACAAACACGAAUCUAACGAAAUCGAAACAUGAUAAUUCUGGAGUAAUUCGACAAGAUUAUCAAAAAGAAACACAAUUGUCGGAAAAAGAAGAAGGAGAAUGGCAAGAAUCGGAAGAAGAAGACAAUCAGGCAGAAGAAGGCAAGAAAGAGCAAAAGUAUGGACAAUGCACACUAAUAGAAGAGGAAGAGAGAGAAGGAGAAGAAGAGGAAGAAGAAGAAGAGGGCGAGCACAAGGAGGAUGAAGAGGAUAGUGGUGAAGACAGCAAUGUACCUGCAAAAGAAGUUCAAGGUCCUAAAGGAAGCGUGAUAAAAGUAGUCCCACCCAAGCCACGCAUUGCUUCCACUGUAUGGGCAAGAUUAAAUCAUGCAAAAAGCGAAACAAAUGAUAGCUAUUUGAAAAAUAGACAAUCGACGAGCCGCGACUUGAGAAAUACCUUAAAAGGUGGAGAUUUGCGAUCACGUAUCGGGAAUCAUACCAGAGGACGUUCUCCCUUGAGAAUAGAAGUGAAAAAUGAUAAAUAUGCAGAAGAUAAUAGUGAUGGAGAGUGAUUCUUAUAUGAACUGAUUGUUUAAAAGCUUGUAAAGAGUGCUCAUUAUCUUAAUGUAUUUUAAGACUUCAUUUUUUUAUUGGCUAAAGUGGAAUACAGAUUAUAUAUAUGUUUAUUCGAUUAUAAUGGAAUUUUUUUCAUUAUUAGAAAACUUUUCUUUUUAUGCAGAUGCAUAAUGCAGGGAGCAAGACAAAAGAUAUCAAUAUCUUUAAAAAUUUUAUUUUUUAUACUGUACAAUCAAUCUUCCAAUAAUAAUCAUUAUUAUUUCUAUAUUUUUAUGAGAUAAUGAAUGCUUUUAAUGAUAGUCAUGUAAAUUUGACAAAUCAUGUAUCUAUAAAUUGAUGUAUAUUUCUGCAAAGAAAAAAACCAGAUAACUAA
Cataglyphis hispanica is the source of this 2383-nucleotide messenger RNA. Its product is annotated as nuclear cap-binding protein subunit 3-like. The record is from RefSeq and is a predicted model, not a curated record. The coding region runs from base 192 to 2006 and encodes 604 amino acids. Gene Ontology annotation, molecular function: RNA 7-methylguanosine cap binding; mRNA binding. The transcript is spliced from 7 exons. Gene Ontology annotation, cellular component: cytosol; nucleus. Lineage: Eukaryota; Metazoa; Arthropoda; Insecta; Hymenoptera; Formicidae.